Molecule: messenger RNA, 1497 nt
Organism: Penicillium angulare
Lineage: Eukaryota; Fungi; Ascomycota; Eurotiomycetes; Eurotiales; Aspergillaceae
Exons: 4
Coding region: 1-1497 (498 amino acids)
Source: RefSeq, a predicted model, not a curated record
AUGGUGACAGUUAAUGGCGCCGUUACCCUCACCGGGGGCUUUAAUUUUACAGAAACGGUCGAUGAAAUUGGAGAUGACAUUCUGAACAUCACCAGCCAAGCCUUCGAUCAAAUUGAAGACUACGUUAAAGAUGUGGUCAAAGAUAUUGCUACUCUAGAUAUCGAAGAUAUUCCAGCUUGGCCAACACUCGAUCUGGAUUUGAAUCUGGAUAACACUACUGGUCUGCCAGGAGCCGAGGUGCAUUUUGAGUUUGACAAUUUGGAACUUUACCUCGAUCUUGACAUCAAAUUGUCAGCUGGUUCUACUUAUACACUGAAUAUUUACUCGUCGGAAAGCCCCGCUGGAAUUGCAAUGCCCGGUCUCACAGUUGGGGCUGUAUUCAGUGUGGACUUAAUUCUCAUUGCGGAGGCUGAGAUUGAUAUUGGAAGCGGUAUCCAUAUCAAGCUUGAAGAUGGUCUGGCUUUUGACUUGGAGAUGUUCAAUUCGAAUGUGUCGAAAAUAUCACUUCCGGGUGGAAUGUAUGAGUUUCUUCCGGUGACAAUAGAGGGCGAAGGUUCUAUACAAGCUCUUUUGAGCUUGAAGGCAAGCCUUGGAAUUGAAGUAUCUUCUAAUAGCAUUGAAGAUGUACUCACUUUCAGUGGUGGUAUUGAGGCUGAUGUUUUCUCUUACGUCGCCGACUUUCUUCUGCAAGUUAAUGGCUCUUCGUCCACCAGUGGUGAGGAGGAUGGCUGCGAAUUAGCUGCUGUUGCUGAGUACACAAUGGCUGUCGGAGCUGCCGCUGGCGCGACGGUCGCUGUCGAUACCUAUGUCUGGGGACCCUCUCCCAAUACGACUGUUCCCGUCUUUUACACUACCUUGGCUAGUAUAUGUGCAGGGGCCAAGACAACCUCAACAUCAACAGCUUCUGCCCAAAUAACUGCUCGGGCAGAGCUUGAUAGGGUAAAUGAUUAUUCCACAACAGCCAUGACCUCAACGGAGUCCUUUACAAUCGUUAACUGUAUUUCUUCUGGACUGAUCAACUGCCCUAUCAAUCUCCAGAAUACUACUUCCUAUCAGCGAGUCGUGACUUCAGAUUUCACCAUUCAAUCAGGAUCUACGGUGACAACUUCUCCGACUGCACUAUCUACGGUCUCCAGUGCUAUAGAAUUUGGAACUAAUGCUAGACGCCUUCUUGCAACAUCUGGGUCACCCACUUCUUAUAUUCCUACAUCUCAUGCCACCUCAACUGGAAGUGGAAGUGGGGAUGGAGGAGGCAGCAUUGUUGAUGGGAAAACCGAUGGAACCAGCAACAAACUUAUUAUUGGAUUGACUGUUGGCCUGGGGGUGCCGUUUCUCGCAGCUCUUCUAAUCGGCCUCGGGUGGUAUAUUCGUAAACGCAACAAAAAUCCUUCCAAUCAUUCCGAACAACAGGCACUUCAACAGGGAUCGCCUGAUACAUCCUAUGAUUCGCCCAAUGAGUCUGCGCUGAUGAAACACAGUCCUCAACAGGGAGAGUAA